This is a messenger RNA of Tachysurus fulvidraco (yellow catfish), 387 nucleotides long. RefSeq lists its product as uncharacterized. The record is from RefSeq and is a predicted model, not a curated record. Lineage: Eukaryota; Metazoa; Chordata; Actinopteri; Siluriformes; Bagridae. The transcript has a single exon. The coding region runs from base 1 to 387 and encodes 128 amino acids.
AUGAGUUUCAGGACCACGGAGAGUUGGCGGUGCGUUAACGGCACUUGUGCGGAGAAAGUUGAACCCUUCCCUCCACCGCUCUCUUCCACCUUCGCACUCAUCCUCCUUGGCGCCGCGAUCGUCGGCAUUGUGGCGCUUUCUCUAACAACGCACCACUGCCAUAAAGGCAAAAUAAAGAGGCGGAAGAUUCAGCGAGCUCAGGAUGAAUAUGAGAGGGAUCAACUCAGCCCUGCCCCGGCUGCAAAAAUAGCGGAUCGCUGCGUGAUCGCGCGUCCUGCCGUCGGACACACCGAACCUCCGCCUGGCCGUCAGGAUUCCGUGUCUUUGUCCGCGCAAGCCGGAGCCGUGGAGGUCGGAGUCCUCGAGGCUGUAGCUGUAUCACGAUAA